CUGAGGCAUCAAUCCCGCCCCGUCACAGAUUUCCAGGCCAAUCAGAAUUUCAUCUUUCCAACGACUUUCACCUUCUCAUUCAAACUUCAAUGGCAUAGCAAGCCGUGCACUUUUCAUUACAGAAGCGCAAGUAUCAAUCGUCUGUGUCAAGUCCGGUCGGUCUUCUCUCUGCUGAUGCUGAGUAUGGAAUUGAACUCGCUUUUUACACUGGACCGCUAUGGAAAACGUCAACCGUGCCCGGCAGUCUCCGCCAGAUCUGUCAAUCAGUGGGCCAGGCACAGCGCCGGGUGUUGACGUCUCAAAUGGCGCACAAGUGGACCCUGCAGAGACAGAACCGGGCAAUGCGUCGGCGCAAAGAGUCCCCAAAAAGCGUACCAAAACAGGCUGCCUGACUUGCCGCAAGCGUCGCAUCAAAUGUGGAGAAGAGAAGCCGACGUGCAAUAACUGUCUGAAAUCAAAACGCGAAUGCCAAGGCUAUGGCCCUCGCCUGAUCUUCAAGAACCCAUUAGGCAUCUCAGCUUCCGGGUUCGGCCAACAAGCGACCUUUAAUGCUCAGGCACCGUCGACGCCACUUCCUAAUGAGCCUUCAGUAGCCCAGCAAAGAAAGGACAGCCCGCAUCAGCCUGUUCUAGCUCCGAAGCUGUCUACGGCAUCCGAUGUGGAGAACCAGAUCCCAAUAGAUACCCCGGCGCUCAACGAGGAUCGUGGAAUCAGCAAUGCCAGAGCCCCCCUUAAGUCAGCAGUAUCAGGUCAGGUCCACCUUCCCGCGGGGCCGGACAAUGCCGGAAAAUACACGCCACCGGAUACCCUCGCGUUUCUAGAUCAACAGAGACAGCAGCUGUCGGCGAACGCAGGCGCUGGCUAUUCAUGGUCUGACACUGUUGCUUAUCCCCAAAGGGGUCCUUGGCUGCCAAACGCUGCAUCGUCUAAUGCAUAUCUACUGCAAGAGCAGGCUAGGACCAAUUCACAAUUACCUAGCUCGCAAUCAUCAUCAUCGCCCUUUGGGGACUAUAUGGAAGAAGAUCAAGAAGACGACUAUUACAAUGGCGAGUCAGAGGAGGAACGCGAAGACCAGAUUUCUGUGCAGAAUUACAACCAGCUUAGUCUUAUAAUGGCGUCUGCCAACCGCGACGAGCGACAGCUGCGGUCCUUCACCACCUAUUUGAACGAACCGAAUGUGCUUGGUUCUUACAUCCCAACCUACGGCUCGUCACCUUUGAACAAUCCAAAGACGGCGAGAAUAUUCUUACAUUUCAUCCACUCGACCGGACCAUCACUAUCCGUCUUCGAGCGGCACCCAAUUGACCCAUCCACCAUGCUUGGCGCCCCUGUGCCAACAGCACAGCAGGGUCUGUGGACAUACACCCUUCCCCUUAAAGCCCUGGAGAGCCAAGUCUUGUUGCAAGCGAUUCUCGCCUUGAGCAGUUUGCAUAUCUCUCUCCUCCAACAAGCGCCACCGACAGUUUCCUUGAAACAUUAUCACUACGCCCUAAGAAGAGUUGGCGUCGCUGUCGGGCUUCCCAUGCGACGCAAGCAGAUCACGACCCUGGCGGCGACACUGCUCCUAGGAUACUACGAGGUCAUGGGCGCCGAUCAUUCGAAAUGGAAUAGUCAUGUUGCUGGCUCAGCGCAAUUGGUGCGGGAGAUUGACUUCGCCGGCAUGACCCGUGGACUUCGUGCUCAGCGACGAAGACAGUGGGCUCAAAGACAGCAAAUGCAGGCGCCGAUGAUGGCACUCACGGACAGUUACCUUUAUGGAGGCGCCGCCUCUGACGACGAUCCCUUUGCAGAGAAGGAAAGCAGUAUCAACGAGCAGUUCAUCGGAACUUUACUCGGGCGAGCCGUGAACUACGAUGAAUUUGGACAGAUCAAUGAUGAGAGUGGCAACCCUCGUCAUUACAAGCAUUUCACUCGGAAGGAUAUCGAGAACUACCGGAUUCAAUGUGAUCUGUAUUGGUGGUAUUGCAAGCAAGAUGUCAUGCAGAGUAUCAUUAGCGGCUGCCCAUUGUUCAUGCCAUAUUCCCAAUGGGGUCAAUGCCCUCCUCGUGCAGGCAUGGGCCGAAUGGACGCCAUCUACGGCUCCGCAGACCACCUGUGGCUGCUGCUGGGCCGUUUGGCGGAGUUCAGCCGACGCGACAGGAAGCGGAAGCUGAAAACAGCUAAGGCUACAGGGUCAGAAUGGCGCCCUGAUGCCAACCUGGGCAAGUUCAUGGCCAGAUUUGCAAGAGGCCGAUCCGGACCUCCAGGAGGUGGAGGGCCGCCCGGAGGACCCCCGGGAGGGCCUCCCCGGCAGCCUCCCCCCGGUUUCAAACCCGGCGCACCUCCCAUGUACGGCAUGGCGCCCUCAAGCGGGCCUCGACGAGCGCCUGCCGUAUUCCUCAACACCCCGGAAUCUAACCAACCGCCCGAAGAGGAAGAGGAGGAUUCGUCGUAUCACGAAGCCGAGAAGGAAUGGGAGAGCAUGGUCGCAGCCUUCGACACCUUUCAGCAGGCCAUGGGACCCUACUUCCUGCCCCUACCCGCCGACUCGGUCCCCCCGAUCUCGACCCCCUUCGGUCCGGCUCUGCAGUACCGCACGCACACGAUUGCCACCAUUUGGUGCUUCUACUACACGGGCCGGAUCCUCCUGCACCGACUGCAUCCAUGCAUGCCGCCGGCCAUGAUGGUCGCCGCCGGCGUGGCUGCCGCGACCACGGCCGAGUACGCGCAGAUCAUCGGCCGCAUCGCGGCGGGCGUCUACUACCCGCAGUCCUUCCACCUCGAAGCAGGCAGCCUGAGCCCGACACUGGGCUCGUGCUUGAUUGAAAUCACCGUCCCGCUUUUCUUCGCCGGGGUCCAGUACACCGAUCCGAUGCAGCGGGAAUGGCUGGUUACGGAGUUGCUCGACCUCAACCGCCUGAGCGGCUGGCGUACCUCCGACGCGAUCGCCCGCGGCUGCGAGAACGCUUGGGUGGUAGCCGCCGCCCAGGGCCGCGGCCCGCCCUACACGCGCCGCGACCGCACCAUCAAUAAGCCCGUCUCCAUGUGGACUCCGCCGUCGGAGGAGGAAGAGAAUGGCACCGUUCGUCCCUACAAUAGCUCGGAACGACGGUUUGUCACGGUCAGCAAGCGGCCGAAUGCGAAUUGGGCCAUGGGCAUUCUGAGCCUGGAAGACGACAUACUUAACUUGGACAUUAAUGACCAGACAUGAAACCAUGGGGCAUACCUUCGAUGUUUGCCUUACACACGAAUGAAGCUGUGAAUGGAGGGUGGCUAUUGCAUUUAGCUGGUCGGACCCCACUUCCAGAGCCAUUUCUCAGAUACAGGGGAAAAUAAAAACCACUCUCUAAUGUUUAAGUCCCUCGGAUUGUCUGAAACCUAGAAUCAUUCGGCAGAGCUUGCUCGCUCUUCGCCUCUUAUAUCCCCUACGAAUGCGGCCCACUGACCCCAUAAUGGAAAGUCCUUUAUCUCCUCGUUCUAUGCUCGCUGGGAGUGUACUCUUCGUCCUCGCUUCUCUUCUUAGCACUGAAGGGAAGAACGCAUUUGAGAGUCCAAGCCCACGUGACAUAUUUGCUGUUGGGGGACCUUUUGACAGUUUCGUGUCAUGCUGAGUCGGUAGUUGCAGAAUUUGUGGGCUCGGCUCAUCUACUCAUGAAUUCCUACCUACGCAG
Aspergillus saccharolyticus JOP 1030-1 is the source of this 3650-nucleotide messenger RNA. RefSeq names its product putative C6 finger domain protein. Gene Ontology annotation, molecular function: transcription cis-regulatory region binding; DNA-binding transcription factor activity, RNA polymerase II-specific; zinc ion binding. Gene Ontology annotation, biological process: positive regulation of transcription by RNA polymerase II. Lineage: Eukaryota; Fungi; Ascomycota; Eurotiomycetes; Eurotiales; Aspergillaceae. The record is from RefSeq and is a predicted model, not a curated record. The coding region runs from base 218 to 3190 and encodes 990 amino acids. The transcript is spliced from 3 exons. Gene Ontology annotation, cellular component: nucleus.